This is a messenger RNA of Erythranthe guttata (spotted monkey flower), 1744 nucleotides long. NCBI's taxonomy places the organism in Eukaryota, Viridiplantae, Streptophyta, Magnoliopsida, Lamiales, Phrymaceae. The record is from RefSeq and is a predicted model, not a curated record.
CUACGAUAUACACACCUAACUUUUUCAGCAUAAGAACUCAAACUCUGUAUAAGGAGAGAAAUUACAAAGGGGGCUUUUCGUUGAAGAAGAAACCCUAAUUAAGAUACUUGAUUGAUUGAGCUUUUGAUUCUUGUCGCUUCUCAAUUCACUCUGUAUCACAUUGUCAAGAUCUCAAUUCGGAUUAUUGAAGAAGCUGGUUUUCUUUGUCGAUGGCGAACUCCAAGGGGGCUUCUACCAUUGGAAGUAUGACAUACCAUGGGAAGAACUCGUUAUUACCCCCUAAGAUUCCAUUUCCGAGCAUCUCCCCAUCCUAUACCGAAUACAUUCCUAGUUCAGCUAUCGCUCCAAAGAGUCUUCCAAAACCGAGAGACGGAAAUUCCCACCAUCAACGAACUUCCUCCGAAAGCUUCUUGAUAGAGGAACAACCUUCUUGGCUGGACGACCUCCUAAACGAGCCAGACACGCCUGUGCGUAAAGGAGGUCAUCGUCGUUCAUCAAGUGAUUCGUUUGCAUAUAACGACACAAAUAAAAUCGCGAGCAUGAAUUAUGCAGCGCAGGAUGACAAUAACAAGUUCAAGAACAUAUCUCCGUCGCUUUCGUGGGGUUCCCAAGAUUUCAAUAUUUAUAGUGAUAUGCAUCACAGUGCCUUUUACGCCGACCCGAAUCCUUGCGGCAAAAACAAGAACAAGCCAUGGGUUACACCUCCAACUUUGUCGGCUGAAAAGAAGGAUGUUGAAUCUGGUCAACAAGAUCCAAAGGGCUGCUUCGGAAAGAAGGAACCUUUUCAUCUCAGGUCUUCGGCAUCGGAAACGGACACAAAACGUGCCAAACAGCAAUUUGCUCAACGUUCACGUGUACGGAAGCUUCAAUAUAUAGCUGAACUCGAAAGAAAUGUCUAUGCUCUACAGGCAGAAGGCUCUGAAGUUUCUGCCGAGCUCGAAUUUCUCAACCAGCAAAAUCUCAUUCUGAACAUGGAAAAUAAAACGCUGAAACAACGUUUAGAAAGUUUAACUCAAGAGCAGCUCAUCAAGUAUUUGGAGCAAGACGUACUGGAGAGAGAAGCUGGAAGACUACGAAGCUUAUAUCAGCAACAAAAUAUGCAGCAGCCACAACAGCAGCAAAUAUCUUCUUCAGUUCACCGAAGAGCAAAGAGCAGAGAUUUCGAUCAACAGUUUGCUAAUCUUUCCCUCAAACACAAGGAAACGAACCCCUCUCAUGAUUCCUUUUCUAGCCAUAUAUAAAGUAAGUCGUUCUUGAUUUUUUUUUUUCCCUCGUGUGUUGAAGUUAGCCAAUAACCAAAUGGGUAUAAGCCCAAAUUACGAAAAACCCCUCUUGUUUGCGUAAUUAUUAUCCACCUCCUUAUACACGGGGUGAAAGCCGAAAUUUGUCUUGUGCUAAGGUUUAGUGCCGUGUGCGCCUGGGAGUCCGCACCAGAAAAAAAAAAAAACUGAGUUCUGGGAUGUGACUCACCCGAGGUGUUUAUCCGAACAUAAUUCGAUUAAUCUUUUUUGGUUUAAUUCCUCUUGUGACAGAAAUUCGUGCUAUCUCAGAAUUGUUCGUUUUAUUUUACUUACUGAUGGUGAUUCUUCUUUUGUGUUCUUACUUUUCUUUGCUCGGCUUGAUUUCGAGAAUCCUGAUGUUUUUCAAACCGUGUGAUUCUAUUGGUCGAUCGAUUUUAUUGUUAUUAUUAUUUUUGGAUGCAAUAAGAUGACAUGGUCAUAUAAUUAUAUGCCAUAAUUGAUAC